ACCCACUUCACGUCACGAACACGAUCGAGUUACCUCGGCCAGUCGAUCUGAGACAUUCAUCUCUUUUCCUUUCUUCUUAAGCCACGCAGUCAUCUGCAGUAUCACUGUGCUAUCUUACAGUCGAAUUAGAAAUGAACAUGAAGAGAGCUGUUGGACAAAAUACCAGCCAGAAGUUAAUCUUGGCACUGUGAUCGACGUUUUGAUAAUAUCUUGGUCUCAAACUCCAUGUUUACCCAGUAACUCUCUAAAAACAUUAUCAUCUAGUUCUAAUAUCUGAAAAUGGCAUUUCCUAUAGCCGCGGCCGCUGCGGGUAGCGUUGCCCUCGCGGCCUACAUGGACGCUCGCUUUCAUAUAAUGAACGAUUUAGCUCAGGGAAGCAAUAAGCUGCGCGCUGCUUUCCUGUUAAGGCACAUCGCUCAGGAAGCUCGGAAAGGAAAGCUGCUCCUCUACCAUACCUUUGAGGAUCGCGCCAAUACCCCCAUGGGUGAUCUUACCUUCCUCAUAUUCGAGGGUCGUGAGUGGACCUUUCGUGAAUUCUACCAGGCCCUACAACCUGUUGGCAAUUGGUUGCUCAAGGAUCUGGGGAUUAAGAAGGGCGAGAUGGUCGCGCUAAAUGGCGGUAACAGUCCCGAGUAUCUUCUACUCUGGUUCGCUCUGGAGGGAAUUGGUGCCUCGGUGGCUUUCAUAAAUUACAACUUGACAGCCGAGUCGCUGAUUCAUUGCGUCAAGCUUAGUGGUGCUCGGUACAUGCUUGCGGACUCAGACAUCCGUCAUCAUAUCUCCCCUGUUGAAGAAGAACUUACCUCAGCCGACAUCCAGACAGUUUACUACAGCCCUUCAUCUAUAAGCGCUCUCACAGACACCGAGCCGCUUCCCGCCUCGCGCCGCGAAAAUAUAAAGCCCACCGAUAUAGCAUCUCUUAUCUACACAUCCGGUACCACGGGCAAACCCAAAGGCACAGUCGUAAAUCGGGGACGCUAUGUGCUCCUAAAGCAAGCUGGAGGCAGCCUAGGCAUCAAGCCCGGCGUUAGAUUAUACACCUGCCUUCCGCUUUACCACGCUUCCGCUCAGGGCCUCGCCUGCGCCUCAUGUAUCCAUACAGGAAGCACGCUAGUCCUAUCGCGCAAGUUCUCUCACAACAAGUUCUGGCCCGAGGUCCGCUCAUCGAAAGCCUCGGUUAUCCAAUACGUAGGCGAAUUGUGUAGGUAUCUGCUAAACGCGCCGCCAAGCCCUCUCGACACCGACAACAACGUCCGUCUAGCAUACGGUAACGGUCUGCGGCCGGAUAUAUGGGAGACGUUCCGGGAGCGCUUCGGCAUUGAAGUCAUCUAUGAGUUUUACGCCUCGACGGAUGGAGUCGGAUUGAUUAGCAACUCGAGCCGGAACGAGUACUCGCGGGGCGCGAUAGCUAUAAGAGGUCCGCUAUGGCAUUUGAUCAACGGCGGCAGCGAAGCGCGCGUGCACAUCGAUCCGGACACGCAGGAUAUUGUGCGAGACGCAAAAGGCUUCGCGAUUCGAUGCAAGACCGAUGAGCCGGGAGAGACCAUCCACCGCAUCGAUCCCGCGAGGACUGCAACGCCAGUGUACCACGGCAACCCGGAAGCCGGUCAGAAGCGGUUAGUCGCAGACGUGUUCAGCAAGGGGGACCUGUGGUUCCGAACGGGCGACGCGAUGCGCAUAGACGCGGAGGGCCGGUUAUUUUUUGCGGACCGCCUUGGCGACACGUUCCGCUGGCGCUCGGAGAACGUGUCAACAACCGAAGUCGGCGACGUCGUAGGCGCAUUCCCACAAGUUGCCGAGGCGAGCGUGUACGGCGUCCUAGUUCCCAACGCAGACGGGCGAGCUGGAUGCGCGGCUAUCGUUGCAGCGGAGGGGACGUCUAUCAAGGCUGAGGAUAUAGCCAGUGGAAAGGGUUUAGAUCUAAAGGGGCUGGCGGAACAUUGUCAUGCGAAUCUCCCGCGGUACGCGGUGCCGGUAUUUCUAAGAAUCGUCAAGCAGCUCGAGUACACGGGAACAAUGAAGGUCCAGAAGGGACGUCUGAGGUCCGAGGGGAUCGAUCCGGAGGCCAUUGAGAAGGCGGCGAAGGAAAAUGGGGAAGAAGCCGAUGCGAUUUAUUGGCUGUCUCCUGGCGAGAAGACAUAUGUUCCAUUCAGGGGCAAAGACUUUGAGGAGCUUAAGGGUGGUAAAGUCCAACUUUGAUCGUAUAACUAUUGUAUCUAUAUUGCACUAUAAUCGAGAUUUUUGUAGUAAGAUAAGUAAGCCUGCCCUUCCUAGGCGUAAGGGCAGUAUCAUGACGUAUUAAUGGUGUUGAAGGCGAACAAUUUUCUAGCAUAAUACAUUCUAUCGUCCUCCUUGAGGAAUCAGAUACUGGGGCCCGGUUACGUUAGGUUAGGUACCUUAGGCAUAAUGUAUGUAGCCAGGCUUUUCGGUUAGACGAAGCCCUUCAUAGAAUAGAACGUUCGGUGGCAAGACAAACACUUCGUUUAUUUUAUUGGUGACUUAGGUAUAAGGUAUAAGGUAUAAAAGGAUUGUGUGGAUAUCCUAGUGGCAGGGAGCAUGAACACCACUACAGCUCUACCCCAGGGUCGAAAGGUAAAUUAUAGCGUCCAAUAAACCUUGACCCCGACUUUUUUGACGCUGUUCGUCCAUCCCGGAAAUCUUGCAUGACCCCAAACAGUGAUCAUAUCCCCAAAUUUCAAGUUCCUAACGAACUCACCGUUACCCGUGCCUGAUCCCCGACCAAUUUCAUUUAGGCGUUCCGUCUCCAAGGAUUCCGGAUCAAUGUUGUCAUCCCAGGCCCACUC
Messenger RNA from Daldinia decipiens, 2804 nucleotides. RefSeq names its product fatty acid transporter. Bases 280 to 2199 code for a protein of 639 amino acids. The transcript has 2 exons. Lineage: Eukaryota; Fungi; Ascomycota; Sordariomycetes; Xylariales; Hypoxylaceae. The record is from RefSeq and is a predicted model, not a curated record. Gene Ontology annotation, molecular function: long-chain fatty acid-CoA ligase activity; long-chain fatty acid transmembrane transporter activity.